Molecule: messenger RNA, 1875 nt
Organism: Aspergillus terreus NIH2624
Lineage: Eukaryota; Fungi; Ascomycota; Eurotiomycetes; Eurotiales; Aspergillaceae
Product: rRNA processing protein RRP9
Exons: 2
Coding region: 1-1875 (624 amino acids)
Cellular component (GO): small-subunit processome
Molecular function (GO): protein binding; snoRNA binding
Source: RefSeq, a predicted model, not a curated record
AUGUCUUCGUUCUUCACUUUGCCCGCUUCCCAGAAGAAGCGCAAGCGGGAAGACCGCGCCGGUGCCCCCGCGUCGAAGAAGCGAGGUGUUGAUGCAGAUGGCGAUUCCGGCGCCAAGGGUAACCGAAAAGCACGCGAAAGGGAACAAUCGAUUUCAGGAAGUGAUAUCGAUGAGGAUGAAGUGAGCUCUGUGUCCGGAGCGUCAGAGGAGGAAAGCGGUUCCGACUCGGAUGAAGGAGAGACUGCCGGCGAACGGAGGUUGAAGCUGGCCGAAAGAUACCUGGAGAACGUCCGGGAAGAGGUUGAUGAUGUUGGCUUCGAUGCAGCGGAAAUUGACCGGGAUCUUAUCGCCGAGAGACUGAAAGAGGAUGUGGACGAGUUCAAAGGCCGUGUAUAUCGCCAGAUCGCCUCCGACUUGUCCUUCUCCACGGCGUCGCAUUCCUUCUUCCGAGCGGACACCCAGUCGACGACCUCCAUCGCUGUACACUCGCCUUAUGUUUAUACAGUCUCCAAGGAUAAAACUUUAAUCAAGUGGGAGCUGGCGACUCCCGCGCCCCCAACCCCUACGACUUCGGCGAAUGGACAAAGGGAGACAUCAAAACGGGCCCCGAGGCCUCAGCGCAAGAAACCGAAGCAAGUCAGGUUUGUACGGGGCUUGCAGAAAGUCGCCGAGAGCGGCGAGGAGCAGGGUCAUACGAAGAAUAUCUUGUCGGUGGCUGUUUCCCCAUCGGGAAAAUUUCUUGCUACUGGUGGAGAGGAUAAGAAACUGAUCAUCUGGGACGCGGCGACUUUGACACCUUUGAAGACAUUUACACACCACCGUGAUUCGGUCAGUGGGCUCGCAUUUGCUCGACACAUCUCUUCUAUGAGCUCUGGAGAACAACUCUUCACCGGAUCGUUCGAUCGCACCAUCAAGACGUGGUCUCUGAGUUCCGCUGGACAUGCCUACGUCGAGACGUUAUUUGGACACCAGGAUAACGUCUCGUCGCUGGCGGCCAUGGCGAUCGAUCAGUGUAUCAGUGUUGGCGCACGCGAUCGCACGGCUAGGUUGUGGAAGGUUAUUGAUGAGUCGCAACUCAUCUUCCGCGGCGGAUCGAAGAAUGCUCCGUAUCAGGAGAAUAACCUUGACUGUGUGGCACCUCUGCCACCUACACAUUUUGUUACCGGUUCGGACUCGGGCUCCAUCUCUCUAUGGUCCAUCCAUAAGAAAAAGCCACUCUACACUGUCCCUCUUGCCCACGGCCUCGACCCCCUCCCUCCUCUUGACGAGCUCUCCUCUGAAGUCGACCAACAAACCGCAGCAUCUAACUCCCGCCACCUUCGUCGCAUGCCUCGUUGGAUCACUGCCUUGGCCACGGUGCCGGGUACGGAUAUUGUCCUCAGCGGUAGCUGGGAUGGCUGGAUUCGCGCAUGGAAAAUUUCGGACGAUAAAAAAUCGAUCCAACCUCUGGGCCCUGUCGGUUAUGGUUCUCAGGUUCCUCCGGCUCUAGACACGCCUUCGGCGCAGCUGAAGCAGUCUCUUGCUUUUGACACCCCCGCCAACCCUGACCAUAUGGCGGUCGAUGGUACCCAGGAUCAUAUCCAAGAAGGGGAACCAUUGAUCAAGGGCGUUAUCAACGAUAUCGCGGUCUUUGAGCGUCGUCCGGAUACCGUUAAACCGGGCCAGUCAUUGAGUGAGUCGAAGUCGAAGUCGAAAUCAUCCGAGACUGAACCCCGAGGGUUGUGCAUCGUCGCCGCUGUAGGCAAGGAGCACCGAUUUGGCCGCUGGAAAUGUUUUGCGAACAACUUCCAUGAGGGACCAACAUCCGAGGGCCGAAAUGGUGCCAUUGUUUUUGAAGUCCCCUUCAUUGCUGGCCAUCAAGCCGCUGAAGCGUAA